AUGGCAUCAGAUAGUAAAACAACUGAGUACGGUAAAAGGCUCAUCCCCCACAUUGUCGACGAGAACGCCCGCCAGCAGCCCCAGAGCGAGGCCUUCCAGGUCCCAAACUCGUCGGAUCCAAAGGACGGUUGGAGAGUAGUGACUUGGAAGGAAUACGCCAACGCGAUCAAUCACGUUGCCCGCCGCAUCAUCGAGACAACUGGCGAGCCCAAGAAAGACUCUUUCCCGACAAUUGCCUACAUUGGGCCCAAUGAUGCACGUUACGUCGUGUUGAUGGUCGCUGCCAUCAAGGCUGGCUAUAAAGCGCUCUUUAUUUCUCCUCGCAACUCGCAGGAGGGUCAAAUCAACCUGUUCGACAAGACAGACUGUAACAUUGUGGUGUUUCCCAAGUCUCAUCAUAAGAUCGUCCAGCCAUGGUUACAGGAGAGAGAUAUGAAAGCCGUGGAAGUCGGCGACUUCGAAAAAUGGUUUCCUCCAAAAGAAGUGCCCCAUUUCCCGUACAACAAAACCUUCGAGCAAGCAGAAUGGGAUCCUGUGGUUGUGCUGCAUACAAGCGGUUCCACCGGCCUGCCUAAACCUAUUGUGGUCCGCGUAGGCAUGAUCUCGAUUGGUGAUGCAUUUCAUAAUCUACCUAAAUGGCAGGGAACAGAGUUCGUGUUUGGAAAAUGGUUCAGAGAGUCGAAGCGGCAAUGGCUUCCUAUGCCUCUCUUUCAUGCUGCCGGCCUGUAUUCCUUCAUUAAUGCCGUUUUUUACUGGGACAGCAAAGUAGCUCUUGGUGUAGAGCGACCCAUGUCGUCGGAUUUGGUGGUCGAGUGCUUGAACAAUGUCGAUGUCGAGGCCGCCAUGCUUCCGCCGGCGAUCCUGGAAGAUAUGAGCCAAGAUGAGACCUGCAUAAAGGCAUUGGAGAAGAUGAAAUUUGUUCCCUUUGGCGGCGGGAAUCUGGCACGCGAGGCUGGUAACAGGCUAGUCAAGAAUGGUGUCAAUAUCUUGAAUGCCAUUGCUGCGACAGAGUUCUGCCCAUGGCCGUACUACUAUCAGACCAAGCCUGAACUCUGGCAAUACUUCAUCAUCAAUUCUGAAGUGUUCGGCGCCGAUUGGCGCAAGACGGGUGAGGAGAAUGUUUAUGAGCAAGUGAUUGUGCGCCAGGGCAAGAAGCCAGGGUUACAAGGGUUUUUCUUCACAUUUCCAGAUGACCAUGAAUACUAUACCAAGGAUCUCUACAAACCACAUCCAUCCUUGCCCAACCAUUGGAUCUACUAUGGUCGUGCAGACAACAUCAUCGUCUUCUCUAAUGGCGAGAAACUCAACCCUGUCACCAUUGAGGAAAUCGUGGAAGACCACCCAAGAGUCAAGGGCGCUGUGGUCGUUGGCUCCAAUCGAUUCCAACCUGCUAUAUUUGUCGAGCCUGUCUCCCACCCGGAGACCAAAGACGACGAAAAGAAACUUCUUGACAGUGUAUGGCCACUGGUGGUCCAAGCAAAUAAGGAGACUGUAGCUCACGGCCAGAUUGGUCGCGAGUUCCUGGCUCUAACCACCAAAGACAAGCCGUUCCCCAGGGCUGGAAAAGGUACCAUCCAACGAGCCGGUGCAAUCAAGCUCUACAAGGAGGAAAUCGACCAGCUUUAUGAGAAUGUUGGCAAGGUAUCAUCAUCAGAAGCCCCACGGCUUGAUGUCAGCUCAGUGGGAGCACUGGUGGAGUCGAUUGAGGACAUGUUUGAGACCCAUCUCGGCUCCACACAACUCCAGCCGGACACGGAUUUCUUCUCAGCUGGAAUUGACUCCAUGCAAGUCAUCAACGCGUCUCGACUGCUCCGUGCCGGACUCGAAGCUGCUGGCCAUCACACGGAUGGCACUGCCCUGGCAACUCGCGUGGUCUACAGCAAUCCCACACCUCGAAGACUUGCCCAGUACCUGAUGCAGGCGCUUAUCAAGGGUGGCGGUAAAGAUGCCCCCAACGAGGACCUUGAACAGCAGAACGCGAUGAAACAGCUUCAUGAGAAAUACACUCGCAAUCUGCAAACUGCGAAAAAAGGCAGACCGGAUGCCGCUGACAAGGGGCAGACAGUUGUUCUCACAGGGUCUACUGGGAUGCUCGGAUCUUACCUUCUUGACCUUAUGGUCAAUAAUCCCAAUGUCAGGAAGAUUAUUUGUCUUAAUCGGGCGGAAGAUGGUGGCGUCAAGCAGCAAGCUAAGGUAAUGGCUGAUCGUGGACUCACUACUGAGUAUCAGUCGAAGACCGAGUUCUAUCACAUGGACAUCUCCCGUAGUGACUUGGGAAUUCCGAAAGAGCUGUAUAAGCGCAUGCUUAAGGAGACCGAUCGUUGGAUUCACAAUGCUUGGCCUGUCAAUUUCAACAUUACGGUCGAAACAUUUGAACCUCAUCUCCGUGGAGUGCGCAAUGUCGCCGACUUUGCCACCCACGCCGACAAACGUGUGGCAGUCGUUUUUAUCUCAUCCAUUGGCACAGCUGAUCGUUGGGACUCCAGCAAAGGGCCAGUUCCCGAGCAGCGUCUUGAGGAUAUUGGUCUCCCAAGCGGUGGUUACGGCCGUAGCAAGAUGGUUGGCAGUAUGAUUAUGGAGGACGCAUCCAAGGCAGGCGAUUUUCCAGCGGCCACCAUCCGUGUCGGACAGAUUGCAGGCCCAGAGUCCGAAAAGGGGGCUUGGAACAGACAUGAAUGGUUCCCCAGUAUCAUCGCUAGCAGUCUGCACCUGAAAGCACUGCCCUCGGACCUCGGACUUAUGUCCCGGGUUGACUGGACCCCUGUUGAGCGUAUUGCGGGGCUGGUCGUCGAGGUUGCGGGCGUGGCACAGAAGAUUGAGCCGAAGGACGUCAGCGGAUAUUUCCACGGAGUGAAUCCCUCAAGUACGACAUGGAAGAAGUUGGCCCCCGCGGUACAAGAGUUUUACGGCAAGGAACGACUCCCCGAGAUGAUCAGCUUCAAGGAGUGGGUCGAUAGGCUAGAGAAGACCCAGUCGGAGGACAUGAUGGUCGUGGAUUCCAACCCCGGAAUCAAGCUGAUCGACUCGUACAGAGGCAUGGCUGAGGCUGCAGAAGCCGGGCAUAAGUCGGUCCAGUUUGAUAUGCACCGCACUACCAAGACAAGCCCAUCCAUGAGAGAUGCGAAAGCGGUCAGCCCAGAGCUGAUGCAGCACUGGUGUAAGCAAUGGGCAUAUUAG
Molecule: messenger RNA, 3177 nt
Organism: Neoarthrinium moseri
Lineage: Eukaryota; Fungi; Ascomycota; Sordariomycetes; Amphisphaeriales; Apiosporaceae
Exons: 7
Coding region: 1-3177 (1058 amino acids)
Molecular function (GO): phosphopantetheine binding
Source: RefSeq, a predicted model, not a curated record